AUGGUGAAGCUGAUUUAUAGGUCCAUAUUCAUGACAAGUUUCUUGAUCAAACUCAAAUCCAACAUUGUAAUCUUGCUUUACAGGCCUAUGUUGCUUCUAAUCUCAGAAAAACUGAUGUUUUACACAGACUUUUGCUUGCUUUUCUCCAACAACUCAUGCAUUGUAUACGAGGGUGUAUUGUUGGAUCAACGAAUUAUAGCGGUGAAGAGAGUCAAGGAAGCUAAUCAAGGUGAAGAGGAGUUUCUCGCCGAAGUUAGUAGCAUUGGAAGACUUAACCACAUGAACUUGAUUGAGUUGUAUGGUUAUUGUGUAGAGCGAAAACAUCAAAUGCUUGUUUAUGAGUACUUGGAAAAUGGUUCUUUAGCGGAACAUAUAAAGUCUAGUAGAUUGGAUUGGGGAAAAAGGUUUGAAAUAGCUUUAGGUACCGCGAAAGGUUUGGCCUAUAUUCACGAGGAGUGUUUGGAGUGGAUUUUGCAUUGCGAUGUAAAACCGCAUAACAUACUUUUGGAUUCUAACUAUCAACCAAAGGUUGCAGAUUUUGGUUUGUCGAAAUCGAGAAAUAGGAAUGAUCCUAAAUUCUCUAGUUUUUCAAAGAUACGAGGAGCAAGAGGUUACAUGGCACCUGAGUGGAUUUUGAAUCAUUCUAUAACAUCUAAAGUUGAUGUUUAUAGCUACGGAAUAGUUGUGUUGGAAAUGAUAACUGGAAAGAGUGCAACACAAGAUGUUGAUGUGGGAAAUGGACAAGAGAAGCUAGGUUUGGUUAUGUGGUUGAGAGAGAAAAGAAAUGAAAGUAUUUCAUGGGUUAAAGAAAUUAUGGAUCCCAACAUUGAAGAAGGUUGUGAUGAAAAUGAAGUUGAAACUUCGGCUGAAGUGGCUUUACAAUGUGUUGAAGAAGAGAAAGACAAGAGACCUACCAUGAGUCAUGUGGUAGAAGUGCUUCAGAAAAUUAGCCGCGAAAAUGAUAAUCAAGAAUCAACAAGUAGUUAG
This is a messenger RNA of Trifolium pratense (red clover), 987 nucleotides long. RefSeq names its product putative receptor protein kinase ZmPK1. The record is from RefSeq and is a predicted model, not a curated record. Bases 1 to 987 code for a protein of 328 amino acids. Gene Ontology annotation, molecular function: ATP binding; protein kinase activity. Gene Ontology annotation, biological process: protein phosphorylation. The transcript has 2 exons. Lineage: Eukaryota; Viridiplantae; Streptophyta; Magnoliopsida; Fabales; Fabaceae.